This is a messenger RNA of Asparagus officinalis (garden asparagus), 2206 nucleotides long. Its product is annotated as oxysterol-binding protein-related protein 1D. The transcript is spliced from 9 exons. Gene Ontology annotation, cellular component: intracellular membrane-bounded organelle; membrane; cytosol. NCBI's taxonomy places the organism in Eukaryota, Viridiplantae, Streptophyta, Magnoliopsida, Asparagales, Asparagaceae. Gene Ontology annotation, molecular function: sterol binding. The record is from RefSeq and is a predicted model, not a curated record. Bases 1 to 2166 code for a protein of 721 amino acids.
AUGGAGAGCCCUAACUCGCUGCACGAGAUCGCGGCGGCGGCGGCGGCGGAGACGGCGUGCCUGGCUGUGGUGUUGGAGGAGGAGGGGAAACGGCGGCCGGCGGCGGUGACAAAAAGGGGCCGGAUAAGAUGCUCAGUGGGGUUCGGUCUGUGGAGGGGGGAAGUUACGGGUUACUUGGGGAAGAUCUCGGGUGAGGAGAGUGAGGAAGAGAGAGGCAGUCUGACGUCGGGCAGUGGCCGGGGUGCGGGCGCAGGGGCAGGGAGGUGGAAGACGUUUGGGGAGAUACACUUAAAGGUUUCUUCGGUUCGUGCAAGCAAGUCAGAUGAUAAAAGGUUAUAUAUCUUUUCGGGCACUAAGACUCUACAUUUGCGUUGUGAUUCUAGAGAGGACCGAAGUGCAUGGAUCGAAGCAUUGUUGUCUGCUAAAGAUCUCAUACCUCGUAUGCUGUCAAGCAGUGACCUUGCACCAACCAUUGACUUUAGUGUUUCCACGGAGAAGUUGCGAGAACGGUUGCUACAGGAAGGUCUCAAAGAAGGAGCAGUUAAAGAUUGUGAGUCAAUUAUGUUAUCUGAAUUCACAGAGCUGCAGAACCAAUUAAAGUCUCUUCAUCAAAAGCACAUCGUUUUACUUGACACAUUAAGGCAGUUGGAGACUGAGAAAGUAGAGCUUGAAACCACUGUAGUGGAUGAAACAAAAGAGCGUGAAGCACAUGCUGGACAGGGGAAUGGACGACUAAGCGAUUUCUAUUCAGUUUUGUCGGAGGGAAGUGCAUCUGAUUCUGAUGUAGACAAUGAAAGUCAAUGCGCAGAUGGGGAAACAGAUGAAGAUGAUGGGCUUUAUUUUGAUACGAAGGACUUCUUGUCUACAGAAUCCCUAAGAAGUGCUUCUUAUCGUAGUAGGGAACUAGCAGGAAAUGGUUUAUUUUCACCAGAAAUUGGGCAAGAGAUCAAUAUGGGUGUCAAAACUGUAGAAUACCCUUAUGUCAAACGGAGGGAAAAAUUGCCUGAUCCAAAGGAGAAAGAGAGACCUGUAGGCUUAUGGUCAAUCAUUAAAGAAAAUAUUGGAAAAGAUCUAUCUGGUGUCUGCCUUCCUGUAUAUUUCAAUGAGCCACUUUCUUCCUUGCAAAAGUGCUUUGAAGAUCUGGAGUACUCGUACUUAGUUGAUCGAGCAUCAGAAUGGGGAAAGCAGGGCAACAGCUUAAUGAGAACUCUUCACAUUGCAGCUUUUGCUGUAUCUGGCUAUGCUUCAACAGAAGGCAGGCAGUGCAAACCCUUUAACCCUCUCCUUGGGGAGACAUAUGAGGCUGAUUAUCCUGAUAAAGGUCUUCGUUUCUUCUCUGAAAAGGUGAGUCACCACCCAAUGAUAGUUGCUUGUCAUUGCGAUGGCAGAGGAUGGAAAUUCUGGGGUGAUUCGAAUCUGAAAGGCAAGUUUUGGGGUCGGUCUAUUCAGCUUGAUCCUGUUGGCAUUUUAACCCUUCAGUUUGACGAUGGAGAGAUGUUUCAGUGGAGUAAAGUCACCACUUCUAUUUAUAAUAUAAUACUAGGAAAAAUUUACUGUGAUCACUAUGGUACUAUGAGAAUACGGGGUAGUGGUCAAUACUCCUGCAAGCUCAAAUUUAAAGAACAAUCAAUCAUCGACCGAAAUCCCCACCAGGUUCACGGAUUUGUACAAGAUAAUAAUACGGGGAAAAAGGUAGCAAUGUUGAUGGGCAAAUGGGAUGAAGCCAUGUAUUAUGUACUUGGAGAUCCAAGUACCAAACCCAAGGGGUAUGAUCCCAUGUCAGAGGCUACUCUUCUCUGGGAGCGAGACAAGUCUGUGACGCAAACUCGGUACAACCUUACUCCCUUUGCUAUCUCUCUCAAUGAGUUGACAACUAGCCUCUCAGAGAAGUUGCCUCCAACUGACUCUCGCCUACGGCCUGAUCAGAAGCAUUUAGAGAAUGGUGAAUAUGAGAUGGCAAAUGCGGAGAAACUUAGGCUGGAACAGUUACAAAGACAGGCGAGGAAAUUGCAAGAGAAGGGAUGGCAACCGAGGUGGUUUAGAAAAGAUGGAGAGGACGACACUUAUCGUUAUCUUGGAGGAUACUGGGAAGCAAGAGAAGGAGGAAAUUGGGAUGGAAUUCCUAACAUAUUUGGCCAGAGCGAGCCUUCUUCAACUGUAGAGUAAAAAAUAAAACUUGUUUUAGGUUUUAUAUAUAUAUAUAUAU